Bicyclus anynana (squinting bush brown) is the source of this 5820-nucleotide messenger RNA. RefSeq lists its product as uncharacterized. NCBI's taxonomy places the organism in Eukaryota, Metazoa, Arthropoda, Insecta, Lepidoptera, Nymphalidae. The coding region runs from base 146 to 1381 and encodes 411 amino acids. The transcript is spliced from 9 exons. The record is from RefSeq and is a predicted model, not a curated record.
ACCACGCAUGCGUCAGUGCGUACCCUCUGACAGAACCUGAAGUUAACCUUCCGUAAACUUACACUGGAUUUUGGCUAUGUUUGCAAGAGAUAAUUAAACAAGUUUGAAGAAGUUUUAUUGAUAAGAGAACCAUUAAAAGAUAUGAAUGAAGACCACGUCGAUCACACUCGAGGUUUUGGUCCUACUGUUCCUCACAUUGAUCCCGUGGCCAGGACCAUCGGUUUUCAAGAUCACCUGUUCUCGUGACAAUUCCAAAAUCGUGAGAAAAGUCAUACAAAACAAGUGGUUACCGGUACUAGAGAGAUUUCAGGUAAAAUUGCCCUUGGAAUGUCCAUUCCACCCAGCGCGCGACAUAUUCGCGCCUCAGCACGCGGCCAAGCUGCAGCAUCGCUCUUCACAAUGGACUUGUGCCUUCUGCGGGAAGUCCUUCUACGAGGAGCGACAUCUAGACACGCACUUCGACCAGCGACACAAGAACCAGAUUAACAAGGCAGAAGACGCAGUAUGUCUCGCGGACUACUGCGACAUAAUGCGCUGCCAAGUGUUGGUGGCGCACGGCUUGCUCCACGGAGGCAGCGGGCCGAGCACGGACAUCGAGCUGUGGCAAGACGUGGAGGCGGCGAAGAAGGCCCUCGCGCCCGCCUCCAGCCGGAGCGUCGCGAAGGUUCCCGGCAAGAGGAGGCACAGACCUAGAGCUCAGUCCCCAGUGCCGGUUGCGGAUUGUCCCAAGACUGAUUCCGAAAAUGACGAUCCAGUGAAAUAUACGGAAGCAGAAGACAACAAGAGAGACGAAGGCGAGAGCGACGUGAACCAAACAGCAGAACUGUGCGACGCGGACACGGUGGAGUCCUCUCUGCCGCCGGACAGUCGGCAGAAGAGGCUAGCCGACCUGCAGGCUGAACGCGCUGCAUGCGACCCUGCGCACUUACAAGGACUCAAGGUUCGCUGUGAAAGAGUAGUGCACUCCUGCAUCGCCACGUUGCUGCUGCACCUGACGCAGCAUCAGUUCACGGAACUAGAAGACGAGAUGCAGCGCGCAGUGUGCUGGUAUCUGAGCUGUGACCGCUACUGGGAGCACACGCCGCCAGCAGCGCGCGCCUUCCCCUGGCCCCUACUGCUGGCGCUCGCUACGGGCCUCGCCCUCGCUCUCUGUAUGUGCUACUACAUCAUCUGGAUUGUGUUCGAUUCAGAAGAAGGCAGCGUUGCUGGCAGUGGGUCAGUGUCCAUGACGUCACACUCGUCGCCCGCGCGGGGCGAGCGACUCGCCGCCGACGACGCGCUCGACGACGAGCACGACGACCACUACAUCUACGUGACCUACCCUCCGGAUCUCAAGCGCCGACUGCUCGAGAGCUGCUACAAUAGAACAACCCGACUUUGAAACAAACGUUCUCCCCAUCGUGCAUGACUACUAGAUUUAUGUUGACUUAGACAUAACCGAAACAUUCUGAUGUAGCCAAAGUAUUGUCAGUGAUAAUAUUCUAUACCUUAUAUCAGUCGAAUUGUUUAAGGAAAAAUGAGAUUCUCUAAAGUUCUUUAAGUUUUGAACUGCAUUUUUGGCACUUUGUGUUAAAAAUGUAGGUGAAUAGUCCAAAUGUUCAGUCAUGAGUAUUAAUUUGGUAAACAAAACAGUAGGUAAUAGGAUAACAGGUAUUUUUCAGUCCAAAAUUCUUUUGAUAUAAGGUACAUAGUGUAAACCAAGUUAACAGCACCUACUAUUUUUAGAAUACCCUAAACCUAAUAGAUAGAGAUAAGGAACUAGUCAAAAAAAUCUCUUUUUAAUUAAAACUUUUUAGCUCCUACUUUUAAAUAAAAUAGAUGUAGGUAGUAUGCUUGAAACGUUGGUGCCUAUUUUUAUAUUUACUUGUAAGUGUAACGUUUUUAACUUAAAAUAAGCGGUCCCAAUAUUUUUUUGUAAAAAAAGAUUGCCUCAGUACAAUUGUAAUGAAAAUAACUAACGAUUUAAAAAGAUUUUAAAACGUAGACUCUAGUUCCCAGCAUUUUAAUACGUAAGAACCAAUACGUGUAGAUUAAGAGAAAACAUAUAGAUCGAUUGUAUGAAUUAUACUCAUAAGUUCACUUGAAUGCACUCUAACGAUUGGAUAUAGUUUAAGGAGCUUUGUUACCUUAUUUGAAAUUAUAUAUAAGACAAAACGAAUGACUCAGUCUUCUUAUGCUCGGUACACGGGGAACGAGGGAAUGACGACGAAUGAACGAAGGAAACGAGUAGGAGCGGCUUUAGGGUGGGUUGGGCGACCGCCCAGGGGCGCCAGGUAUGCGGUAGAUAUCUAUCGCAUAGUAUUACCCGCGGGAUUUACAAAAAACUUACGCUGAUGAAGUCCCGGGCGUUUGCAAGUAAUAAAUAAAUCCAUUUUUGUUCGUAUGGGUUUUAUGGGAGAGGGCAUAGAGGAAUUAGGAGAUGCAUCGCACUCAAAUUCACGAACAAAAUUUGUCGUUUUUGAGGGGGACGAGGUAAACUCAAACAUCGAAAAUAUUUAAUUUCUAUAGAAACAGUUUUUAUAAACGCGUUAGAUCAUAGAUUAUUGAUCUUUGCCAGAGGGGUAACGGUUAGCGAGGCAGGUCCUGUUAUUUAAAUGGUCUAAGGGAGAGGGGCACCGUAAAAAUCUCGCCUAGAGGCGCUGGUAGUGCUAAAGCCGGCAUUGGAAAUGAGGGAUCGAGUGUGGUAUAUACAUUCAAUUAUAAAGAGCUUUCACUAGUACAUAGUAAUAGAUCAAGGGACGCGCGUGUACUGCGCAGAAGAAGACUCAGUUAUGCGAAUUGAGUAGAUCUGACUGCAAAUGACAAUGAAUUUUUAGGACGCAUUUAUUGAUAACUGCGUUAACAACUCGCGUGCUUUGGUACCUGUCAGUAGGCAAUUAGGCGUAUACACCAGUUAUUACAUUUUAAUACCCCUGUGUUAAAUUAGAUGGAUGGAAUGAAGAGAGUAAAAAUUUAAAACAUUGUUGUAAUAUUUUGUGUGAUAAUGAUUAAAUUAAAAAUUCGUCAAGCAGCUUGUUUUAUUAUAAUGGAUUAAAUUGAAGCUAAAAAGUGUGUCAGAUCCGACGCGCGAAUGGAGUUUACUCUUUCAGAUCGACUGGUUAGGGUGUAUGUUGCCUCGCAGCCUAUGUACGUCUCAACACCUACGCCUGAAAAGUGAAAGGGGCGCAGAAUAGGUUGCGCACAAAAAACGUAACGCUGUCAUUCGUUCAUCGAAUUUUACUGCCCAUAUUUUUUAAUACCGGGGGCUUUACAUGAAAAUCGACACUUAAGGAGUAAACUCCAAAAAUAUAUAAUAAAGAAAUAUUCACCAUUUCAUUAUGGUCCUUCAAGCCGGAUAAAAAUCAAAUGUUUGUUCAACCUAGAUUGUAAACAGUGUACUAAGAUAUUAAAAUUUCCAACCUACUAUCAUCUUUAAAACCUACAGCAGGUAUAUGUAACAGCCUUAAGUAACAUAUACCUACUGUAGGGUUAUAAAAAAUCUAGAACUUAGGUACAGCUAGAUAUACAGUUUUUUGUUUGUACUAAUAGGUACAUUGUUGCUAAAAUUUUUGGUGCCUAGUUACAACUUGGAUUUUAAUUAAAAGGUACUAAUAAAAAUGUAAAACGUAAGAUUUGUAUCAUUUGUAGGUAAUUGGUUUUGAUAUCAAUUAGAUCGUACUUCAGGACUCAGGGCCAAUAAAUUUUGUUUCCUAAAAGUAGGUUUAACCAUGAAAUUGUUGCACAAAUUUUACAAUCUUGACGUUAGUAGUUAAGAAUGAGUACCUUUUGAAAAUAAUAUAAAAUUAAGCUAUUACAUAAGUACUUACACGGGACGAAUUAUAAUCACUGUAUUACUUCAAUGAAUUAUAAGGUCGAUGUAAAAAAAAUAUUAAACUAUUCAUUGCAGUUGCAGUGAAAGUAAUGUACCUAAGAACAAUAAUAUUUGUAAAUUCCCUUUGAAAAGUUUGCCUUCAUGAUUACAAUAUGCCAACAGUGUUUUAUUUAAUUUGAACAAUAUAGGUAUUGUAGGAGAAUCCAUCGAUCGUACAUCGUUAGAUGGGCCUCAAAGCGUCGCGGAAUUGUCAUUGGUUUCGCACAUUGAGUACGUCAUCACUCGUAACACAUUUCUCUUUAUUCAUGUUGUGGCUUGUGUUUUUAAACUUCCAAAAUGAACACGAAGGCAUAAUUAAGGGAUUAGGUAAAAUAAAAAUAACAGUAAAUAUUUUUUCAAGUCCACGUCCACUCACAACAUGCGCUUGUUACGUACUAAGAUAAGAUGUGCGUGCACGUCUUUGUGUAAUGACAUAAAAAUGUGCGUUCUUUAGUACGGUAAGGCCCAUCUAACGAUUUAUAUCGAUGGGGGAAUCUGAGAAACAGUUAGGAUAGCUGUCACGAUCUUUUCCUUACAGUUCUCUAUAUCCGAUUUCCCCCCACUUUUUCAACUAGACAAAUCUGUAGUUAUAUCAACCUGCUUAUUGAAAUAAAUGAAUUUUGAUCAUACUCAUUCAAUUUUCAUCUAAGGGGUUGUUCCGGGGCUUUGUGUUUACCCAAAAUCUUGAAAAUUACAAAAAAAAAUGCAAUAUGCGUCCCGGUUAGACUGCAGUACCUGGUUGCUUUCAACAAAAAGUAUACAAAAUGAGGGUUUUGUAAUUGCUUCAAUGAGACUGAAGUAACUCAUUUACGGCGGAUUUCCAUAAUCUAUGUUUAAUCUAUCGAUGAGUUUCUUAGCAAGUAUAGUUACAAAAUCUAUAGGUACAGUUGUUCACACCAGUCAUCAUGGUCCAGUUAGCGGACUUAUUAGCCUAACCCUUAGACCAUUAAGCCUAACUAUUAGAUUUUCCUUAAUUCGAAAGGAGUUCUUGGACUUUUCAUUUUAAAAUAUUAAAAAUAUAUUCAAAUACUGUUAUUUAAAAAUUGUCUAAUGCUAAAAAAAUGUCCACUCUCUCAAUGACAUAAUUAUGAAAGUCACCUUUUCUUUCUGUCCACAAUGCAGAGAUUAAUACGAUAAAUUGGAAAUUAUAAACUUUUUUAUUUUCUUAGUAAACACUAACUGCUGAGUGCUGAGUUUACUGACGGCUCUUUUCAGUAGAAUCUGCCUUCUGAAUCGAUGGUAUUAAUGAAUUAAUUGAGUGUUCAUAAGUUCUUCUACUUAAAAUAAACAAUUUGAAUUAAAGUUUUGCCUUGACCGACAAGUAUUCAGUUUAAAUUAUUAUUACUUAAACUAUGACUAGUUUUCUAUAUUGUCUCUGAUGCUAACAUAUAAAAUUAGUAAAAAAUAGUUUGAACAACUAAAAAACACGCUUAGCCUUUCAAAUAGCUUGUCCUCCAUCUUAGACGUUCACCAUAUUCAAGUCACGUGACUAUUUUGACAGAAAACCCUUUCAUUUGAUAGCCCGCCAUCUUGGGGAGGCCGCCAUAUUGGAUUUGUAAUGAUGUUUCUAAGCUAGUAAUUUUUUGUCAUCAGAACUCAGAGCGUGUGCAGAAUUUUAUUAUAAUCGAAGGCCGGGAAGUGGGUCAAAUUGAGAUUCCAAGAUUUUCCUACAUACAUAGUAUAAGUGAGGCUAUUAAAAGUGUGUUAAUAAAAAUAAAAAAAAAAUACAUACAGCCGAACGUAGAACCUCCUUGUUAUAUUUCACUUUACGCGUCUUUUUACUUACUGAUAUUUUUUUUAAUAUACCAGUAAGUACAUUUUAAUAGGUCACCAGUAAGUUCCAGAUUUAAUUUAAAUAAUAAUUGAAUAGUAAAAGAAAUAUUAAUAUUGUUGCCAAGAAACUCAUCGGCGAAUUAGAGAUAGGUUGUGAAAACGGCAAUUAGUUGUAAACUUAGCUAAUAAAUAACUCA